Pyrenophora tritici-repentis Pt-1C-BFP is the source of this 225-nucleotide messenger RNA. Lineage: Eukaryota; Fungi; Ascomycota; Dothideomycetes; Pleosporales; Pleosporaceae. The record is from RefSeq and is a predicted model, not a curated record.
AUGUUGUUCCUGACACUUCUUUUCAUUGAUGCUGGCUUUCCAUCUUCGUACUCAAUGCCAGCUGCGCCUCCUUCGCUGUCAUGUCCCUGCAACUUUGCCAUGACUUCGGCGUCGAGCUCUGCUUGCGUCUUUUUCCUGGGGUUUGCUUCUUCUGUGGUUUUUUCGUCUGACUUCUGGUUCACCUCUUUCACCGCACCUGAGGACUUUGAGCUUGCAUCUGAGUAA